AUGAAUAAUAGUAGAUUGAGUCGUUGCCUAAAGUCUUUGGAAUCUUCGGGAUAUUUGUCUAGUAAAGAUCAGGGAAAACAAAUGAAGUUACUUGAACACGGUCAGGAAUAUGCUAAAAUGUUGAAGAAGCAAUGGUUAGAUCUAAGACCAUUGGGUGUUUAUAUGGGCUGUGGCAAUAAUUACUUAUCAUCUGCCAAUAAACGUUUCUCCUUUAUGCAAACGGAGCACUUUUCUGAACAUUUCCAAAAACUAGGCCAAAAGUUUCCACGCAAAUUCAAAUGUCCAACAGUAAUAAAACACGAAACAUCUUCAUCCAACACUUGGGCUUCUCAAUUCACUUCUGAUUCCUGUAAUACCCACUUAAUUACCGAUUUCCUAGUCCAGCCGCAACGUGGCCUGGAACAUUUUUAUAAUAUACAACGUGAGAGUAAAAUCUGGUGGAUGCGUUGUUCAUCAAACCCGAGUCGUUAUAGCAUUAUACCAUAUAAACUCGCAGAGGGAGACGAUCAGAAUGGUCAAGCUAUUGAUAUUAAAGCUUCUUUUGAUGAUGAUUAUCAAAUAACAAUUGAACAUUUGACUUUGGUUAAUCCACAAGAAGACAAAUUUCAAUUGCCUCAUGCUAAGACUGGAGAAAUGGUGCUACCAACAGUCAUUAGAUCUUCAAUACCUUUGGAAAUUGCCACCAGCGCUCUUCUUCUAGAUGGCUGUGAUCACAAUCGAGAGACUCAAUCCUUGCUUUUAAAUCGACAUUUAGCUCCAUAUCAAUGUGCCAUUGCCUGCCUUCAAAGUCAACCCAACCAGUUGGCAGAUCUUAAAGAUCUUUGUCAGCAUUUUAGAUAUAUCCUACUUGAAUCCGGUUUACGUUUGUGUCAGGGUGAUGGUUUUAGCUUAGCCAAGGAUCAAACUGAACUCUCCAAGCAACAUCAAAAGGCCGAUAUUCUUGGCGUACCCUACACAUUAGUCCUCCAUGGGGAAACCCUACAAAAUGGUUUGCUGCAGUUGCGCAGUCGUGACACCAAACUCGAAGAGACCAUACACAUAAGCGAUGUACCAGACUAUUUAUUAAAUAUAUUUAAAAAUUAAUAAAAAAUGAAAACA
Molecule: messenger RNA, 1098 nt
Organism: Drosophila willistoni
Lineage: Eukaryota; Metazoa; Arthropoda; Insecta; Diptera; Drosophilidae
Gene: DNApol-gamma35
Product: DNA polymerase subunit gamma-2, mitochondrial
Exons: 2
Coding region: 1-1083 (360 amino acids)
Biological process (GO): mitochondrial DNA replication
Cellular component (GO): mitochondrion; cytoplasm
Source: RefSeq, a predicted model, not a curated record